This is a messenger RNA of Cyprinodon variegatus (sheepshead minnow), 1116 nucleotides long. RefSeq lists its product as uncharacterized. Gene Ontology annotation, molecular function: transmembrane signaling receptor activity. The record is from RefSeq and is a predicted model, not a curated record. Lineage: Eukaryota; Metazoa; Chordata; Actinopteri; Cyprinodontiformes; Cyprinodontidae. The transcript is spliced from 8 exons. Gene Ontology annotation, biological process: cell surface receptor signaling pathway. The coding region runs from base 1 to 1116 and encodes 371 amino acids.
AUGCUGCCUUAUGCUUCUAAGCCAACAGUGAUCCAACAACCCAGUGGGUCUGAUGUAUACAUUGGAGAGAAAGUCACUCUGAGAUGUGAGAUCUAUGGAGAUGGAGGAACUAAGUGGACGUAUGAAUGGAGACCAACCAACAGAAACUCUCCAACAUCCAGUGAAUACAGGAUCAACAGAGUCUCUACGUCUGACAGUGGAGAAUACAGCUGUAGGGCUGAAGGAGAUCAUCAGAUGACUGAAUGGAGUGAUGCUUUACCACUAAAAGUGAGAAUGACUGGCAGAACCAACUGGACUGAACAGAACUCCUACCUCAUUAAUGGACAGAAUCACACAGCAGGAUAUGUGUGCAGAGCAGGAAGAGGAGAACCAGUUUUUUACACUGAAUACAGUGAAGCAAAGUUUGUCUGGUCUGCAGACUCUCACCCAGCUGCUUCUCUCUCAGUGACUCCAGACAGAGUUCAACAUUUUAUCAAUCAGUCUGUCACUCUGAGCUGUAGUCGGAACAACACUGAGUGGAAACUGAGGAGGUUUAAAAAAAUAGGUUGGCUGUCAUACACUGUUUGCUCCAACUGGGGGACAAUGACUGGAUCCUCAUGUUCUAUAAACACAGACUGGUCUCACAGUGGAGUGUACUGGUGUGAGUCUGGAUCAGGAGAUUUUAGCAACGCAGUCAACAUCACUGUACAGAAUAAAUAUUAUUCUGGUAUUAUCCUGGUGAGCCCUGCCCAUCCUGUGACUGAGGGAGAUCCUGUUACUCUGAGCUGCGGAGAUAAAGAACAAAAACUUCUCUCCAAUGUGUUUUUCUAUCACAAUAACAAACUGAUCCACAAUGACAGCAGAGAGGAGCUGAAGAUCUCUGCAGUGUCAAAGUCAGAUGAAGGUUUCUACAAGUGUAAACAUUCAAGAAAGGAGUCACCACAGAGCUGGAUGGCUGUAAGAGUUGCUGGUUCCAGUGUUGUCAGCUCUUCCUUUUCGCCACUGCUGAUCGCUGGACCGCUUGUAGGCAUCCUUCUUAUUGUCCUCCUGCUACUGUUGUGGCGCUACAGAUGGUUCAAAGAGGCUGCGUCCUCCAAGGACCCAGUCCAAGUGAUAGUCAUCUCUACGAGUCAGUAA